AUGUGUGCAGCGCCAGGCUGCGAAACCGCAAGCGUCGGAGCCGCCUUGUCCUCGAGUCGAGUUCUGGAGUGCCGUUUCUUCCGUUUCGGAUCACGGCGGAGCCGGUGUCUUCUCUCAAGGAAGCCCACACGAGAUCGGGCGCUGAAUCUGGGGGAAGCGAAGGAACUGCUCAAGGCCUUCCGAGAGAUCGCAAGCGCAAAGGACUUUCAGAAGACUUUAGGCAACAUACACAAGCAAGGGUCGGAAGCGGUGCAGAGAAUGCAGCCCAUGUUUGUUGGCCAGUCCUUUAAUCGGACGAUGGCAAUGUAUGAUUUUCCGCUCACAACGGAAGGGUACCAGGACAUGGCACGUGGCGUCAGCAAGCAUUCGUGGAAUAUCCAUGUCAAAGCUCAAGCUCACGAGGUUGAGCGUUUGCUGAGAAUGCCACCCGGAGCUUUCUUCGGGAUACCUGGAGAGCCUGGCCAGGAGCAGGAUUUCCCUCCUCUUCCGGAGGACGAGCCCAGCAAGACUCCCGCAAAGGUGCCACCACGACAAGAGCCUCUACCGCCAAAGUCGAAAUCGCGGCAGGGCAUCGAGGUGCUGGCCCGACAUGCAGUUGACAAUGCAGAGGUGCGAGUGGCACUUCCGCAUGACGCCACUUUCUUUGACUGCAAGCAGGCGAUAUCCAAAUUUCUGGGUCGCGACGAGAUCCUGCGCAAGGGCAGGCUUGUGCAGAAAAAAGGAGGCGUCUAUUCAACCUACAAGGAUGACGAUCCCAUCGGGGACGUUCGUCAGGUUUUGGUACUGGGUGCUGAUCUCCGAACGGUCGAAGACCAAGAAGACGAUCAACCACCCCCAAUCCAUCCGUAUGCCGCGCAACCCAAAGCACCUGUGCAGAGCCCCAACGAGGGCUCGCGAGCAGGUGUCGACUCGUAUUCUGUGCCCCGCCGCCGUGAAGGGCUAGAGCCACCACCUCGCGCAAAGGAAUCUGCGUAUCCAAGCGCAGAUCCUCCUCCCGCCCCGCCCAAACCACCUGAGCCCAAACCGACACCCAAGAAGGCCGCUCCACCACCCAAGCCCAAGCCACCUCCACCGCCACAGCAGUAUGAGAUCAGGAUAAGACAUGCUGUUGAAGCAGGACCCGAGAUCACACUGACCAUAUGGACGAACUGGACUUUCGAUGCUGUUCGGGAAGCCUUGGCCAAGAAGCUUGGAAGGGAUGACAUCCGACGGAAAGCGAGGUUCGUGUUCAAGGCGAGUGCUGGCACCUCACCAUGGAUCGCCUUCAAGGACCAGGAGACUGUUGGCUGGGCACCCGAUGGCUCCCGUCGCAACGAGCUGAUGAUGCUCGGUGUUGAGCUGGACGACACAGAGCCUGUAGAAACUGCCCUGCCGUUGGACUCCAUGAAACGUCUUCUUCAGGAACUCGAGAACGCCUGUGCGCAGGAUGAUUUGCAAGUACAGUUGGAGAAAUUGCACGACCGAGGCGGCAUAGCGUUGCAGCUCGGCAUCACUCAACUCAUGGGACAGGCAGUGCAGAAGGCGACUGAGCUCGUGCUCGGCAGGGGGUGGAAGCUUCAGAGAGUAAUCGACGCCGUCAAGGUGCACUCAAGUGAUCAGUCUGUCCGAUCACUGGCAGAAGGUGUUGAGAGACGACUUCGACUCGAACCGGGGAUGCUCUUCAGUCGUCCCCAGGCUGGAAGAUCAGCAAACAGUGCGAACAGGGUGCCGAUGGGUCGCAGUGCCAUGGAGGAGCUGGAUCACGUCGACUCGAACGAUGAGCCAGCUGGACUGCCAGAGCUCAGCGUCCAACAGGUGAUUGCCAUGCAGCGGGAGCUUCAUGCAGGAUUUGCAGACCCCGCCUUUCAAAGGAGGCUCGACAUCCUGGAGAACUUCCACGCAAAGGAUCCCAAGCUCAUCCCGAUGAGACAAGAGCUGUUCCUGUCAGUUCAGAGCAAGGUUCUGCCGAAGUAUGGCUUCCAGGGAAGCCUAAAGGGCGUCUUCGACAUGCUGGAAGUCUUCCGCCGACCCGACCUGCAGCACAACGGGGAGUUCGUCCGACUUGGGCUGAACACGCAAAGUGGUCUGUCUGCGAGAAAAAGGGUGCAGCACGUGAUCCAGGUCCGAGUUGAACUCACUUCUUCGGCUGAUGCCAGACGGUCGACCGCGCAUUGCAAGCAGGCUCAGGAAAGGGAAGAAGUUGGUUUCCCGAAUCGCGAAGCCAUGGCUCGUCGAGUGCGCGGUGUGUCAGCGCUGGUGGUGGCAGCGUUGGUCUUGGUUGCUGCACGUCAAUGUAUGGACCUGUGCUUCGUGACGCCGGGUGCAGGGUCAUCCACCAGGCGUGGUGUGGCCACCACCGUGGCAACUGGCUUGGCGAGCCUGAUUGGUCUGGAGUCGGCCAAGGCCUAUGACCUCCCUGACCUUCCCUAUGCUUAUGAUGCACUGGAGCCAUCGAUCGACAAGGCCACCAUGGAGUUCCACCACGACAAGCAUCAUCUCACCUAUGUGACCAACAUCAAUAAGGCUCUUAAGGACAAGAAGCAGCCUCCUCUUGUUGAGCUACAGAAGACGGCCAUCAAGGACGGUGCUGCAUUCCGCAACAGUGGCGGUGGUGCCUACAAUCACAACUUCUUCUGGUUGGAGAUGGCUCCCACUGGCACCGGGGGUUCACCUUCCGAGAAGCUUUCUUCAGCCAUAGAUGCGUCCUUUGGAUCCAUGGAUGAUUUCAAGGCCAAGUUCGAAGCCGCCGGCGCUCCUGGUGCUCGCUUCGGUUCGGGCUGGGUGUGGCUGGUGGUGACAGCUGACAAGAAGCUGGCAAUUACCUCCACGCCCAACCAGGACAACCCACUGAUGGAGGGUGUCGAGGGCACGCCCGGCAUUCCCAUUCUUGGCUGUGACGUCUGGGAGCAUGCAUACUACCUGAAGUACCAGUACCGGCGCCCGGAUUACAUCAAGGCGUGGUGGAACGUCGUGAACUGGAAGCAGGUGAGUGCCUGGUACGAGGGUGCCAUGGGCGGCAGCGCGCCGACCGCGUGA
Symbiodinium necroappetens is the source of this 3015-nucleotide messenger RNA. Lineage: Eukaryota; Dinophyceae; Suessiales; Symbiodiniaceae. The record is from the annotation of a GenBank genome assembly.